AGGAGAUUUUUUUUCACUGCAGCUAAUAUUCAACUUCAAAAUCGUGUCACCCAACAAACUGCUAAAAUUUUGAUAGUCACUUAAAAAGAGAUAUUUUUCUACCGAGUGCGUCAUCUUUGUCUUGCUUUCAGAUACAGAUUAUGCUGCGUUGAGAUGGGCUGUGAACGAGCGGUAGCUCAAUGGACAAUGACAUAUUAUGGUAGAAAAACACAAAGAGGUGCUUCAUCUUGGAACCACCCAUAUGACUUGUAAGGGUAGGGUGUAUCUCAUGAGCAACAGAAAACGAUAGAGGGAUCACAGGAACAGCUGUCCAGACGAGACGUUACCUCAGACGGUAAGGGGUACAACGGGGACUAUGACGGGGCCGGUUCUUCUGUGGCUGCAGGACCUGGCAGCUGUCAGUCUUCUCAAAGCCCGACGGACACUAUUCCAAGCUGCUAUCAUAUUUUGUGCUCUAGUUCUGUUGCUCUGGGUAUCCGUCUUUCUUUAUGGAAGCUUCUAUUACUCCUACAUGCCCACUAUCAGCUUCUCUACCCCGGUGCACUACUACUACCGGUCUGACUGCGAUGCCUCCGAGUCAUCACUUUGUUCUUUUCCUAUGGCCAACAUCUCAUUUCUGAAGAAUGGGAGAGACCCUGUAAUGGCUUAUGGUCAACCAUAUAGAAUAUCUUUGGAAUUGGAAAUGCCGGAGUCUCCAGUCAAUCAACAGCUGGGAAUGUUUAUGAUUAAGAUGUCUUGCUACACCAAGGGUGGUGAGACUGCUUCAUCUGUGGCACGUUCUGCAAUGCUGCAUUACCGCUCUAGUCUUCUACAGACCCUGAAUACCGUGUUCUUCUCUCCUUUUCUGCUGGCUGGAAUGGCAGAGCAGAAGCAACUUAUAGAAGUUGAACUCUUCUUAAACUACAAGACCAAUGCUUACCAGCCAACAAUUGGUGCUGUAAUUGAGAUCCAAUCUAAGAGGGUGCAGAUCUAUUCAGCACAGCUUCGUAUCCAUGCCCACUUCACUGGAAUAAGAUAUGUACUGUACAACUUCCCUAUAGCAUCUGCAGUGAUCGGCGUGACUGCCAACUUCACGUUCCUUUGUGUCAUUGUGCUUUUCAGCUACUUGCAGUUUAUAUGGGGUGGCUUCUGGCCUCCAGAGCAAGUAAGAGUCAGGGUUAUGAUGGGAGACAACACCCGCUUCCAACAAAGGAAAGAAGAAGCUCGUAAGCGCAUGGAGGGUGCAUCCUUACAACGGGAACAAGAAACACCCAGUGUGAUUGGUGCACUUGAUGAUAUGCAAGGAAAUGGCAUGGUACCAGAGCCAUCAACAAAGGAGCCCUCAGUAAUCCUGGAUGCCCCAGGAACUGUUGCGACAAAUUUGACUGAUAAAGGAGCUUAUGACUCCAAAGCGCAUGAGGAGAAAGAAGGCUCAGAAAUGUUGAUGAAUUCUUCCCCAUUGCCUCACCUGCGUGAAUCAAAUCUUCGACAGAGACCUGGUCCAUGGCUGAGCCUGUGAAUCAUUGGCUUGCAUGCAGUUAAAUUUCUAUAUGGUCAUGGCACACAAAAUGUGGCACUUUUUUCCACAGUUUUGCAUUUGGGUAAUUUUUUGUUAGACUUAAGCAAACAUAUUGUUAUAGUUGGGAAAAAUAUAAUUUCACAUGACCGCAUCCCUUAUAUGCUCUUUGUUUGCGAGGUAUUGCUUGUUUUCCUUUUUGUGAUAACAUGUUUACAAAUGCACUUCUGCGUUUCACAAUUUCUGUCAUCUGAAUUAUGAUAACAGUAAUACCCAUAGCAGGUACUGCUAGAUUCCAACAGUGGGCCUUAGUUGUAUUCUUCUUUGUUUUUCUAGUAGUCAAGCUAUAGUCUGUGGAUAUUUGGGUUUGUCAUCAAGCAUCAGUUGUCAAAUGAAUACUCUCGUUUAAGUCACAAGAAUUUGCUUACAUUUUAUUCUCUCUUCAUUGAUGGUAACUUUGGAGUUUCACGCUUCAAGAUCCAUCAUGAUAUAAUUCUCAGCGACUGACCAAUACAUCACUCCUCUUUCCCUUCAUAAAAAAAACUGUGUUAAGAUUGCCCUCCUUUUGUGUAGAUGAUCACUUUAGUGUUCUUGUUGAAUGCAAAGCAACAUUCCUCCUGGUAACUGCAUUGUAAAAGUGGAUGGAAAGAUUUUGACCAGAUUUUGCUCUAAGAUAUUAGACCCGUUUAGAAGAUUUGCAUGAACAUGCUUCAUUAUGCUUCUCUCAAAAGCUCUCUGUGAGCAAUUAGAUUUGGAAAUUUGACAGAGAAGGAAUCUUUUCAGUUAAUUCCGGGAAAUAUUGUGUAGAUCCAGCCUAAGGGAUAUGGCCAGUCCUCUGCCUUUGCUGGGCAUUCACAUUGUAGUUUCGAAUGCCACACCAAUUUUAAAAUGUGAUAAGCUGGCAAGAUUGGUUUGGCUCUCAAGACCUAUCAUAUUUUGCAACUGCAAUAGUUCAGCUUUGAUGUUACAAGCAGUUUAUCUGCCAUAAUAUAGAUAUUUAUGGGUCUAACGUUAUUUAAUGAAGUUCAUCCUUACCUCUAAUCCCUCAGAGCAUUUCAUUUAAUGUCUCUAAAAAAGUUGUAUUUCACCUUGUUCCCUUUUUCCUUAAUUGUUUUGUUACAGGGAACCAUUGAAGUGUUUAGUACUAUAAUUAUUAGCGUUUAAUUAUUUCAUGUUGAGAUAAGGAUAAGUGACGGUAUUUCAGUCAAGAAAGUUGUGUCAGAUGGUAGGGGUAAUGAAGUGUGGGUAAUGUAAAUAGUUUUUGCUGUUUGGCCCUGCUUGUGUGUUUUUAAAUAUCUACAUUUUAGGGGAGCAAGGGUUUAAGCAAGUUCAUGGAAGACUAUGCGUAAUUGUGCAGGAGAAGGAUUUGAUACCAAAGAUAUUGUGAGAUAAGAUACCAUGCACUUGUGUAAUGUAUCAUCUUGGUUUCUGUUGAAGCAAAAUAGAAUAGUAUAUUACCAAUUAAUACAAUACAGUUAAGUUAAUACAGAUGUAGAUGUUAUUUAUGCUUUGACACAAUAAAUAC
Messenger RNA from Lampris incognitus (smalleye Pacific opah), 3020 nucleotides. RefSeq names its product seipin-like. NCBI's taxonomy places the organism in Eukaryota, Metazoa, Chordata, Actinopteri, Lampriformes, Lampridae. Gene Ontology annotation, biological process: lipid droplet organization; lipid storage. The record is from RefSeq and is a predicted model, not a curated record. Bases 356 to 1498 code for a protein of 380 amino acids. The transcript has a single exon. Gene Ontology annotation, cellular component: endoplasmic reticulum membrane.